AUGCAGCUCUACGGCCUCCUCAUCUUUGCCAACCCCCCCGGCGCGCCCGCCGUACCCCUCACGACGGCCUGGGAGCUCGGGAGCUUCGGCUGGCUGCAGAGGGGAACCGUGCAGGACAUGAUGGGCUUCAUGGCCAAGACGGUCGCCGAGCGCACCAAGCCGACGCAGCGCCAGAGCGUGCAGGAGAACUCGUACGUGGCCCACGUCCACAGCCGACCGGCCUCGGACGGCAUCUGCGGCGUCCUCAUCUCGGACACCGAGUACCCCGUCCGCGUCGCCUUUUCGCUCCUCAACAAGACGCUCGACGAGUUCGUCAUCAAGGUGCAAAAGAGCCAGUGGGAGUCGCGCGUCAACGCCAUCACCACCGGCUCGGCCACUGCCCCGCCAAAGGGAGAGGCCGUCCUCGGCAUCAGCGCCUUUCCCCAGGCCGCCGACUACAUCAAGCGCUACCAGGACCCGAGGCAGGCCGACACCAUCAUGAAGGUCCAGCAGGAGCUCGACGAGACCAAGAUUGUGCUGCACAAGACCAUCGACUCGGUGCUGCAGCGUGGAGAGGACCUCGACAAGCUCGUCGAGAAGAGCGGUACGCUGAGCGAGCAGAGCAAGAUGUUCUACAAGACGGCAAAGAAGAUUCCUGCUGUGUUGUCAUGUAGACGUCGGGCCUCGUACUGCACGGCGCUGCCGUCGUCGGCGCCCCUCUGUGUGGCGUACCGCCUGGCCGCGCUCCCUCCCAUCCGCCCAUCCGCGCAAGCCGAGUUUGGCUGCGCACGCAUGCUCGAGCUGCUUUGUGCAGCCUUGCCGCCUUGA
Molecule: messenger RNA, 807 nt
Organism: Pseudozyma flocculosa PF-1
Lineage: Eukaryota; Fungi; Basidiomycota; Ustilaginomycetes; Ustilaginales; Ustilaginaceae
Exons: 4
Coding region: 1-807 (268 amino acids)
Biological process (GO): endoplasmic reticulum to Golgi vesicle-mediated transport
Cellular component (GO): Golgi apparatus
Molecular function (GO): SNAP receptor activity
Source: RefSeq, a predicted model, not a curated record